Messenger RNA from Bursaphelenchus okinawaensis, 1849 nucleotides. NCBI's taxonomy places the organism in Eukaryota, Metazoa, Nematoda, Chromadorea, Rhabditida, Aphelenchoididae. The record is from the annotation of a GenBank genome assembly.
AUGCCUCAGCUCCGAAUCCGAUCGCCUUCAGGAUGGGGAAAUCUGAUGGCAUUUUGGUAAGUUAUAAAUCUAAAUUUACACAAUUCUGUCUAAAUUGUGGGUAAACUUUUAUAACUGAGAAAGAUUAUAUUUUUCAGGAUAUUGGGCUUGUGCAACAACUUUGCUUAUGUGAUAAUGUUAUCAUCGGCCAAAGACAUACUGGAUAUGGAUAACAAAGUGAAUAGUACAGAUCCAGACCGAUGUAUCGUAAGUAUUUCUUGUGGUUGUUUAGUAUUUUUAGCCGGAUAUGUCCAAGUUCCAAUGCAAUAAGAUAUCUACUGGAGCUGUGUUACUGGCUGAUAUCAUACCAUCGCUUAUCAUCAAGUUCAUGGCGCCUGUAUUACUGUACAUGCUAGCAUACAAGUAAGUUUAAGCUUAUUUUGAUGAGAAGUUCAUCUCUUUAUUUAUAUGCUUGGUUUAAGAUUGAAUUAAUUUUUAGGUAACAAAUUGACUUAUCUACUGUUGUUUUACAGGAGUUUUAGGAAGUAUCGGAAUGUUUAUAUGUUGAAUAGGAAUAAAGUAACGCUUUUAGUGUAAGGAUAGUGUUCACGGUGUUUCUGAUGGUCUCCAGCUUUGUUGUUGUUGCAAUAUCUACAAAUGUCGCUUUAGCUUUGUUUGGUGUAACACUAGCUAGCUUUGGUGCUGGUCUUGGAGAAGUUACAUUUUUGGCUUUGUCUUCUAAUUUCAACAAGUAAGUAUUAAAUUAUUUGAAUUUCUGUGGGUUAAAAUUGUAAUUAAACGUUUUAACUUUAAAGUUCAAACCUAUGUUUUACUAGUUCUUUUGUAUUGGCAUUAUUGUUUUUAUUCCCUUUGUCCUGACGGUAAAUCAUAUUUACAGUGACGUAAUAUCAUCCUGGUCUUCGGGCACAGGAGGUGCAGGAGUGUUUGGUGCUCUAACUUACGCGAUGUUAACUGAGCGAACAUUACUGAACCUCUCGCCAAAGACAUCCUUAAUAAUAAUGUUGGUAGUGCCAGCCAUCUUCUUUCUCACCUACUGGAAGAUGUUGAUAUCGCCUUCAAUUGUUCACAAAGCUGUUUUUUGGAAGCCUCAGUCUUAUGUGGUACCUGCUACAGUAAGGUCACGAAGUUCUUCUGGUGAACAUGAAGAGGACAGGCUAAUCGAGCAUUCAGAUGAGGAGGAAGAUGAAGCACUGCCUUUGGUUAAUGAAGAUGAAAAUUUGACAUUAUUGGGUAAAGUAAGGCCUCUUUUAAAGUUUAUGGUACCGUUGGCUACAGUUUACCUUGGAGAAUAUUUCAUCAACCAGGGAUUGGUAGGUUAACUUAGUAUUGAUAGUAUUUUUGAUGAUAUAAUUAUCAAUUUAUAUUUUAGUAUUGUUUCAAAGACACAUAUAGUUAAGUUUUAUAAUUUCAGUUAGAACUUCUGGUGUUUGACUGUAGCCACGGCUUCUCGAUGUCCGUAUCUUCACAGUACAGAUGGUAUCAAGUACUAUAUCAAAUCGGCGUGUUCGUAUCACGCUCUUCUUCCAACUUCGUACUUCUGAAUCGACGAUUCUUGGGCUUUGUAGCAAUCUUACAACUUUUUAACGCUACCGGGAUUCUUGUUCAGACGACACAACGGUUCAUACCUCAUAUUAUCAUAGUAUUUGGAUGGAUCGUGUUCGAAGGACUUCUAGGAGGCGCUGCUUACGUGAACACCUUCCGAAUCGUUCACAAAGAAGUCCCAGUAGCGAAACGUGAAUUCGCCAUGAGUUUUGUGUCUACUUCUGAUUCUUUUGGGAUUCUGUUGGCUGGGUUUGCUGCCAUUCCCGUUCACAACAUCAUCUGUUCAGCCUACUAUCAGUUCUUUUAA